AUGAAGCUCCUGAAUCAAACACCCAGAUGUCUGCUCUUGCUUCUACCACGGCCUUCUGGCUUUUCUGAAACAAGAACACCUGAGGAAGUUUCACCUUUUUCUUUCCUCCUAGCCUCUUCACUCAUUAGGCUCUCCUUAACCAUUUCCAUGGUUAGCUUUCCACCUGGUGCUGAAGUGCUCAGAGAUACCACUAAAGUUUCCCAACUAUCUGGCAAGGAACUUAGGAGUAGCAAUGCUUGCAACUCAUCUUCAAGAGUCAUCUUCAUAGAUGUCAAUUGGUUCACUAAGCCCUGGAAGUCACUAGUAUGCUCUGUCAUACUUCUUCCAUCUCUGUACUUCAAAUUUACUAGCCUUCGAAUGAUUGAGGCCUUGUUCCUGGAGGUGAGUUGUUUGCUGAUGUUCCUGGUGGUUUCUGAAUGGAUGCAGAGAAAAGAAUGGAAAGGGUAUGAUGAGAAGGUGACAAAACUCCACUUCUUCUUCCAUGACACCAUCUCUGGCCACAACCCCACCGCCGUGCCGGUGGUUCAUCCUAAAGGAACAGUGAUUAAGCCAGGUAAUUUAGUGCCUUUUGGUGCAAUGUACGUCGUUGAUGACCCUCUAACCGAAGGACCUGACUUAAACUCAAAGGUGAUAGGACAUGCACAAGGGUUUUACGUGUCUGCAGGGCAGAAGGAUCUUGUAUUCGUCGUUGCUUAUGACUUUGGGUUCAUUUCCGGUGAGUUCAACGGUAGCUCCACCAAUGUGUUUUCAAGGAACCCAAUUUUGGAAAGUGAAAUGAAAGUGGCCAUUGUUGGUGGUUGGGUGAAAUUUAGGAUGGCACCUGGCUUUGCCAAGCUUAAAACGUACUUCUUUAAUGCCACCAGUACAAUUGAUGCACUGUUAGCCUUGAAACUGUUGAUGUGUGCACAAAUGCCAGUAGUAAGUUCUCCAAUCUGUUGA
Dioscorea cayenensis subsp. rotundata (Guinea yam) is the source of this 939-nucleotide messenger RNA. RefSeq names its product dirigent protein 5-like. The record is from RefSeq and is a predicted model, not a curated record. Lineage: Eukaryota; Viridiplantae; Streptophyta; Magnoliopsida; Dioscoreales; Dioscoreaceae.